AUGUAUGUAGAAACAUUCAACUCAGAGAAAAAGAGAAGUGGGGUAAUGAUGAGGAAAAGCAAUGAGAAAGCUAUUCAUACUCAUUGGAAGGGAGCUGCUGAGAUGAUAUUAGCAAUGUGUUCAACUUAUUAUGUCAAAAGUGGGGAACUAAUAGAAAUGACUGAGGAGGAAAUGAUGCAAUUUAGGGCACUAAUUCAUAAUAUGGCAGCCAAAAGCCUUAGAUGCAUUGCCUUUGCCCACAAAAAAGUCAUAGAAGAAAACAAGCAAGUCUCUCAGAAACUUGAAGAAACUGGAUUGACCUUGUUGGGGCUUGUGGGAUUGAAGGAUCCAUGUAGACCAAGGGUUAGAACAGCUGUAGAAUCAUGCAAGAAAGCAAACGUGAGCGUUAAAAUGAUCACUGAUGACAAUCUACACACAGCAAGAGCUAUAGCUAUUGAAUGUGGAAUUCUUAAUCCUGAAGAGGACAUGGACAACAAAGCAGUAGUAGAAGGUGUUGAAUUCAGAAAUUACUCACCUGAAGAGAGAAUUACAAGGAUAGACGAUAUCAGAGUAAUGGCAAGAUCAUCCCCAUUUGACAAGCUUCUGAUGGUACAGUGCUUGAAAGAGAAAGGUCAUGUGGUAGCAGUCACCGGUGAUGACACGAAUGAUGCCCCUGCUCUUAAGAAAGCAGAUGUUGGGCUUUCCAUGGGAAUUCAAGGUACAGAGGUGGCAAAAGAAAGCUCAGACAUAAUUAUCUCGGAUGAUAAUUUCAUCUCUGUGGUGACAGUUUUGAGGUGGGGGAGGUGUGUCUACAACAACAUUCAGAAGUUCAUUCAAUUCCAGCUCACUGUUAAUGUUGCUGCCCUUGUCAUCAACUUUGUUGCAGCCAUCUCUUGUGGUAAAGUCCCCCUAACUGCAGUUCAGCUACUGUGGGUGAACCUCAUUAUGGACACCGUGGGGGCACUAGCAUUGGCCACUGAGCAGCCCACCGAUGAGCUCAUGGCAAAGUCACCUGCAGGUAGAUCGGAGCCACUUAUGACCAAAAUCAUGUGGAGAAACCUUAUUGCUCAUUCCUUGUAUCAGAUAGUCAUCUUAAUUAUUCAACUUUUUAAGGGGAAGUCCAUCUUUGGGGUGGAUGAAAAGGUCAAGAAUACGCUCAUCUUUAACACUUUUGUCCAGUGUCAAGUCUUUAAUGAGUUCAAUUCAAGGAAGCUGGAAAAGAUUAAUAUAUUUGAAGGGACACUGGAGAAUAAGCUGUUCUCAGUGAUCAUUGGAUUUAUUAUCAUUCUUCAAGUGCUAAUGGAGUGCUUGUAUUGGUAUUGCCGCUUUAUCUUUGCUCCUUGGUUGUGCUGUGAAGUGUAUUCCCAUAUCCCAAUGAUAUGUACAUUUUAA
This is a messenger RNA of Hevea brasiliensis (rubber tree), 1371 nucleotides long. Its product is annotated as putative calcium-transporting ATPase 13, plasma membrane-type. Bases 1 to 1371 code for a protein of 456 amino acids. Gene Ontology annotation, cellular component: intracellular membrane-bounded organelle; membrane. NCBI's taxonomy places the organism in Eukaryota, Viridiplantae, Streptophyta, Magnoliopsida, Malpighiales, Euphorbiaceae. Gene Ontology annotation, molecular function: P-type calcium transporter activity; ATP hydrolysis activity; ATP binding. The transcript has a single exon. The record is from RefSeq and is a predicted model, not a curated record.